Molecule: messenger RNA, 1764 nt
Organism: Oppia nitens
Lineage: Eukaryota; Metazoa; Arthropoda; Arachnida; Sarcoptiformes; Oppiidae
Gene: VhaSFD
Product: V-type proton ATPase subunit H-like
Exons: 7
Coding region: 143-1585 (480 amino acids)
Biological process (GO): proton transmembrane transport
Cellular component (GO): vacuolar proton-transporting V-type ATPase, V1 domain; lysosomal membrane
Molecular function (GO): protein binding; proton-transporting ATPase activity, rotational mechanism
Source: RefSeq, a predicted model, not a curated record
UGUUAGAUACGACUAAUAAUAUCAURUAUUUAAUGGGCGUUAUUGUAAUGUGUGUUCACUGUAUUGAUAACAACAAAACAAUACAAUUGAUUGAUUGAAUUGAAUUGACCACUGAUUUCGGUAAUCAAAUCAAACAAAAAAUAUGACCAAUUUAUCGGCAAAAUUGGAUUCAAUGAUAUCCAUCGAUGAAAUUGAAAAGACUGGUGUAUUGGCCGCGACUUCAUUGUUGCAUAAGAGGGCUCAAGACAUACGACAACAACGAGUCAAUUGGCAGUCGUAUCUGAAGUCGCAGAUGAUGUCACAGGAAGACUACCAAUUCAUAACCCAAUUGGAGUCGUCGACCGCUGCCGACCAACGAAACCAAUUGCUCGGUCAGUACGGACCGCAAUGCGCCACAACAUUCAAUGCACUGUUGGGUCACAUAUCCAAAGAUCAGACCAUCCAAUACAUACUCUGUCUGAUCGAUGACUUGAUAUUAGAUGACAGAUCCAGAGUCGAGAUAUUCAAAGAAUACUCGAAGAAGAAGAAGGAGAGCGUCUGGAAUACAUUCCUCAAUCUAUUGAACAGAAACGACACGUUUAUCCAGAAUAUGACUGCUCUAAUCAUAGCAAAGAUCGCCUGUUGGACAACCAGUGAACCGAUUGAAGGAUCGGAUCUGAAUCUGUAUCUAACAUGGCUUAGGGAUCAAUUGAAGUUAUCAGGCAAUGAAUAUCUGCAAUCUAUCGCCCGUUCUUUGCAAAUGAUGCUACAGAAUGACCGCUAUCGGGAUGUGUUUGUCUCGAUGGACGGCAUCACUACCAUUGUGUCGGUAUUGUCUGGUAGAGUCAACUUUCAAAUACAAUAUCAGCUAUGCUUUUGUCUAUGGAUAUUAACAUUUAACGAGCCAUUGGCCACCAAAAUGAAUAAAUACAAUAUCAUACCAGUGCUCGCAGAUAUACUGUCCGAAGCGGUCAAAGAGAAAGUGACCCGAAUGACUCUGGCCACAUUCAGGAAUUUGAUCGAAAAGCCUAUCGAUACAGAUAUAUCCAGAGAUAACGCCAUAACUAUGGUUCAGUGCAAGGUACUGAAACAAUUGGAAAUAUUGCAACAGUCGGGCCAAAAGUUUGACGACCCGGACAUCAAAGACGAUAUCGACUUUUUAACUGAACGUCUAUUGGCCUCAGUCCAGGACUUGUCCUCUUUUGACGAAUACGCUACCGAAGUCAAGUCAGGCCGACUCGAGUGGUCACCCGUGCAUUCGAGUGAAAAGUUUUGGCGCGAAAACGCCGGUCGACUCAAUGAAAAGAACUACGAGUUGCUGAAGAUUUUGGUACGACUUCUUGAGACCAGCAAAGAUCCACUGGUGCUGUCGGUAGCGGCACAUGAUUUGGGUGAAUACGUCCGUCACUACGCCAGAGGCAAAGUUGUGACUGAAAAUUUAGGCGGUAAACACCUAGUGAUGCAAUUACUUACUCAUGAAGAUCCUAAUGUCAGAUAUGAAGCACUUCUAUGCGUUCAGAAGCUGAUGGUUCAGAAAUGGGAGUAUUUGGGUAAACAACUGGAGAAGGAUACGGGACGUAGUAAAGAGCUAUCGAGUAAGGCAUAGGUAGUACAGACCCAUCAUUGGCUCAUAAUAUUCAACAAACUCAACACAUAUAAUGAUAAUAAUAAUAAUAUAUAAUUGAUUAGUAAAUUUAUUAAAGAGUGUCUAAUAUUAUUAUAAUUCCCGAGUAUUUAAUGUGAUUUCUAAAUAUUAUUGUUUAUAAAGACUUUUUUAAUAUAUAU